Molecule: messenger RNA, 6328 nt
Organism: Bicyclus anynana (squinting bush brown)
Lineage: Eukaryota; Metazoa; Arthropoda; Insecta; Lepidoptera; Nymphalidae
Product: coronin-2B
Exons: 12
Coding region: 283-2037 (584 amino acids)
Biological process (GO): actin filament organization
Molecular function (GO): actin filament binding
Source: RefSeq, a predicted model, not a curated record
GAAUCUAGCUCUGUCAAGCCUCAAACCAAUUUAUAUUAUUAAAAAAAACAUUAAUUCGAUUUUUUUUGUGCGUGAUGAGAAGUGAUUGUGAACUUGUGAUUUGUGAAACGAUUUUUUAAAUAAUUCUGUAAUAAAUUACUGCUGUGGAUUGUAAAUAUUUUUAUAUAAAACAACUACAUAAUUCCUGUAGCACCAGCAUUGUAGUGCCGCCUAACAAAGUUAUUAAUAUUUAUUGUCAAGCAUUUUAAAUCCUCGAAUUGUUUUUUUCUAAUACAGGAUAUUAUGCCUCCGGUAAAAGAUGAUUUGAUAAGAGAAAUCAGUUGCAUAGAAAUAAUAACUGAAAAGAGCCCAGCAAAAGGUACCGCGCUCGUAGAUGUGAGAGCAUGUAACAAGCCCGCCGCUAAGGUAUGGUUUCGCGGAGUGAGGAGCUCGAAAUUCCGCCAUGUUUAUGGUGUUCCCUUUAAAAGGGAGCGUUGUUACGACAACAUAAAGAUCACGAGGAAUGCUCACGACUCCAACUUUUGCGCCGUCAACCCCAAGUUUGUCGCCAUCGUCACUGAGGUAGCCGGCGGCGGUGCCUUCCUCGUCCUACCGCUUGAUCACACUGGUCGCCUGGAUUUCAACGCCAGCCGUGUCACGGGUCACAAAGGCCCCGUAUUGGAUAUCAAAUGGAAUCCGUUCAACGAUAACAUCAUAGCCUCGUGUUCAGACGACUGCACGGUGAAACUAUGGCACAUCCCAGAUGGAGGGUUGUCUAUGCAUUUGACAGAUUGGCUGGUGGAACUUCAUGGGCACAAGCGACGUGUUGCCUACAUUGAGUGGCACCCUACCGCCGAGAACAUCCUGCUCAGUGCUGGGUUCGAUUAUUUGAUCUUUGUAUGGGAUGUCGGCAAAGGCGAGGCGGUCAAAGUGAUCGACUGCCACAGUGACGUCAUCUAUUGCAUGUCCUUCAAUCGGGAUGGAUCACUCAUCGCUACCACUUCGAAGGACAAGAAGUUGAGAGUGAUUGAGCCGAGACGUGGGAUUGUGCUUUCGGAAGGUCAAUGCCACACUGGCACCAAAGCCUCCAAGUGCACAUUCCUGGGCAGCCAGGGCAAAGUGCUGACGACCGGGUUCUCCCGCUACAGCGACCGCCAGUACGCGGUGUGGGACCAGCACGACCUCAGCAAGCCGCUGCUCUGCGAGACCAUCGACAGCUCGUCGGGAGUCGUCUUCCCGUACUACGACUAUGACACUAACAUGGUUUACCUCGCGGGCAAAGGCGACGGCAACAUUCGCUAUUACGAGGUGGUCGACGAACCUCCAUAUGUGCAUUUCCUCAACCAAUUCCUUUCUGGCAACCCUCAACGUGGCCUAGGAUUCAUGCCAAAGCGCGGCGUCAACACGGCGAUCUGCGAGGUGUUCCGUUUCUACAAGCUGCAUACGUCGCGCGGACUGUGCGAGCCCAUCUCCAUGAUAGUGCCGCGCAAGUCGGACUGCUUCCAGGAGGACCUGUACCCUGACACGGCGGCGCCGCAGCCCGCCAUCAGCGCGCGCGACUGGCUCAGCGGCAUCAACGCGCCGCCGCUGCACAUCAGCAUGAAGACAGGUGUAACAAUAACGACUCACAAGCCGCGCACGAAUAAAGACUCACCAGCGCAGCAACCCCAGGACGCCAACAACAGGAAGAAGUUCGCGUUCCUGUCGCGCGAGACCACGCCCGACUACCGCCCGCUCGCCACCUGGCAGGAGAACCACGACAACGACGCGCCACAGGUGCAAGUGACGGAGAAGUGCCAGAAGACGUCCGCGAACCAGAACACGAAGUUCCACCAGCUGCAGCGCAUGUUCGGCAAGCAGACGGGCGACAGCGAGCCCGUGCCGCUCUACAAGCAGAUCAACCAGGGGGACGUCUUCAACACCGAGCACGAGCUACGUCUGGCUUUCAACCGGCAAGGGGAAGAGUUGAGGAUUGUCAAACGUCAGUUGCAGUUGAGUCAGCAAAGAGUCCGCGAGCUGGAACAGCACAUCACAUCUCUUCAGGCACGGCUACAGUGAGACACUAAAGCGUUGUCACAUUACCCAAUUCCCUACACUUUCGUACUGCUUUCAUGCCCCAAAAUAGGAUUCCCAUGAUUGGAAAGUGUGAAAAGGCUUUAUUGAGCGACGGCUGAUUGCUUUGUUUUGAACAGCAUAUCUGAUACUUGUGGUAUGUGCUCUCUUUUGCUCUCUAUGGUGUAUUGGUUGAUUGUUUCGACUGGUUCUUGUGACAUUCCAAAAUUAUUAAAUGGAUACAUUACUGUAUGUCUAAAUAGUUUUUAAUUGUCACCUCAUAAAUUCACAUUGUGUGUAUUGUCUAUGAAUGACCCAUACAAUAACGCAUUGUGUUUGUGAUUUGUGAUAUACAAAAUGUCAUAUUUAAUUCAAUAUAUCUUUCGCCUCAUAUGUUGCGAGGUGCAAGUUAAAAAUUAUUUACAUAUACAUGGUUUUUUGGGUGAAAUCUAAAAAAGGUUACAAUUCAAUAGGGACCUGUGAAUUAAUGAAAACUAGAUAAGUAUAGCGUAUCGUUCAAAAUACCAAUAGCUUGUUGUGUAACACAUACAUACAUACGACUAUUGGCAUUAAAGCUACUGUUAUAUAUGCGGUAUUCGCUUAUAAGCUUAAAAAAAACUGAGAUUGCACUCUUCAGUUUCGAAUUCAUCUCUAUCUCUCUCUAUUUAUAAUAUCGCGAUAGACAGAGAGAGAUACAGACUAAUUCGAAACUCACACUAUCAUGUUUUAAAAAUAUCGUUACAGAAUAGCGCUGCGGAAUUAUUUAUAUGAAUAUAAAUGAAGUUAUUUAGGGUUAAACAAAUCCCUCAAAGGCGAAAAUCAUGAAUUAUUUAAGACCAUUUAAAAAAAUAUGUCAACUAGCCUAUUACCUCGUUUUUUUGUCUCUAUCUCUCUCAUGUUACAUCGCCCAUUGGAUCACGAUUUGUCAGAAAUGCAAUCUCUGAGCGGCCGGACUUUAGCAGUGACUGAUACUGUAAUUUCUCAUAAGCGGCGGUAAUCACUUCACAUCAAGUGUACCAGAGGCUCCUUUGACUGCAAUUAUAGCGAUAACAAUAAUUUGCGGCUCUAACACCGUUUAAGCUUGCAGUUGCUUCUAAAAAAAGCCUGAAUCGAUACAAAGAGAAGAACAAAGACAAUAUAUAAUAUACAUAGUUGUCUAUUUUUCUCGCCCUCAACAUCCAAGUUACAGCUAAAAUAUUUUAAAUACUGCAAAUAAGAACAAAAAAAAGUGUUUCUAAUGCUCGACGAACUAACCAUUUUGAGGCUCUACAAAAGUUGUUAAAAAGCUAACUAACCAGCAGUAGUGCCAAUAUAAGACUUAAAGCUUUAAUUCGCUUGUCCAACAAGCUAACUUUUAAAGUUCAUGCUAUUUCACUUUGAAACCUUGAUAAAAGUCUAUGCUUUAUUGUGAAAAUUGGCAUAAAAUAAUGCCUUCUAAGUGAUAAUUGAUACACUAGGUAUCAAACGUCUUAUUUAUGUUUUAUGGUAUAAGGUUUUAAUCAUUUUUAGGUGUUAAUUUAUAUUUUUAAGGUGAGGCUGUAAUGAUGGCAUUGGUUAUUAGCUGUUUUUAAUAUCGUGUCUUUGUUAGUCCUCUAUAGCAUUUGUCAAUGGCAUAUGAUAAAAAAUUUAAAAAUUGGUGAAAAGAAUUUUAAAAAAAGGCCAAUACGUCGGUAGAGUUUAUGUCCUAUUGGUCAAUAUUUCUCAUUCUUUAGUUUCUUAGGCCUAUUGGAGACGAAUGAUCACGCAUUUUGUCCAUGUCUUGGGUAUAAUUCUUCUAUUUACAAAAGACGGUUUGCCUUCUGAUUUAUUAGUACAACACGUCUGUGUUCGUAAUGUAAAGGAACGUCAACACAGUAGAAACUUUGAUUCAAAUUAUUUUGAAUGUUAUAAAGGGAGAAAUUAAUAAGCUUGAUAGGAAUUUUUUGCAUUGAAUUGCAUAAAAUAAAUAUAACAGUGACUUAACCUACGAGUAUGUAGGAUGUUUCCAUUUUUAGGCUGCACGCUUAACCCGGGAAAAACAUUUUACCAAUGAUUGCUUUCACGCGUAAGGGGCCCCACAACGGUGGUAGCUACACCUAUGGUGAUAUGAGUAGACGGGGGAUGCCUUCAGUAUGAUAUGUGUAUGGAGAAGAGUGGCUUUAUUUGCUUCAAGUUCAAGUGUAUGUGUGCAUUAAGCGUCCCCUUCACGGCUACUCCCAAUCGUGGCCAACUAUUGGCAUGUGGUUAAUAUCAAUUUUGUUUCUCAGUACAUUAUCUACUUUAUAUCUUCUUUAUCUCGUCAAGAUUCUCAUCACUGAAUACAGAUAAAUAUCUAUAAAAUGUCACUACAAUCAGUUUAUCUUUUAGGUAAUAUCUAUUAUGACUAUCUACUUUUCUUCAAUACUUAAAAAUAAAGUGUAGAUAUUUUAUAUGAACACGAAUAUUUGAAAGUCAUCAUAUUUGUCAUCUCAAGUAUUUAUAAACCCUUUACAUUUUAUAAUUAACUUAACCUUGUUUUAAAGACAUUUUUUUACAAUAUCUUUAAAAUAAUAAUUUAUUUUAUUAACGGAUAUUUCUAAAUAUUUAAUUAACCGACUUCUCAAUUCGUCGGAAUCUUUUUUUUCAUCAUUUUAUUUUGUAAUAUUCUAUGUUUUUACACUCAUGUUUCUUUGUAACUGCAAAAGAUCUUGCAUUUUCCUACCAAGCAUGUAAUGAACUGAAGUAAUGAUAAUGAAAAUUAAAUUGAUUAGGAUUUAUUUAAAUAGGGUAUAUACCAAGACGAAUUGUAUUGUAAUAAUAUUACCACAAAAUCGUAAGAUAUUAUCGUAUGUGGUCAGACCAAAAUUUUAUUGUAAGUUUUGUUUUUAUAUUUGUGAUUUACAGAUGGAAUGGAAUGAAAUGGUCCUUUUCCUUGUAAUAAAAAAUAAUAGAGAUGUAAAAUACUUGGACAAACACUGAAUGCUAAUAUUAUUUUUUUUAUUAUCAAUGAUAGCCUUAUUUGGAAUAAUUGAAAUGGGAUUUAUCAUCAAGCAAUAGAUAAAGGUGGUUUCACAUUUAGUGUUAAAAAUGUUUUCAAGUAUAUUAAGGUAAUAAACAACGACAAUGCAUUUAUUUAAAUUUACACGAAAUUGUGUUGGUUUAAUGAACUGUACCUGAAUAAUGGACGGAUAAUUACUUUGGCCCUUUUUUUUAAAAAAAUUUAUCAUUCCAUUACAUGAGAACAUUUUACUUAUAUUUAAAUAAAAUAAUAAAAUUGUAUUUAAAUACAUUACUAAUUUUUAAUAUGUUUGGCCUAAAAAUUUUAACUAUAAUUAUUAUUUUGAAGGCCUACGACCUUGUUGUGUGAUUUUGUGAUUGUUUGCUAAAUUCAUAGUGCUUUGAUAGUGCUAUGAAUGUUAGUAUGAGCCUAUCAGUGAUACCUAAUAAUAAUAAUUAUUAUUAAUUAUUAUUUUUAUUAGUAUGAACUACUAACACUAUUUUAUAAAAGCACACGAUAUAGUUUAUGUUUUAUGAUCCAGUUGAUUUGUUAGUGAUUGAUUUAUAGUCUGAUUUAGUGUUAACUGUUAAUUUCAAUGUUUGUUCCUUAUUUGUGUGUGUGACUCUUACUUGUGUAAUUUUAUUUAGUACCUUAGUCAUUGUAAGUUUAUUGACAUUUUAUUAUGCGAUUAUUCUUUCUACACUCAUAUUCUUUGUUAUGAAAUCUAUGCCAUUUUUUAUUUUUAUGUAUAAGAUCACAGGAUGAUUCAAAUUUUACGAUUUUGUAUUGAACUUUUAUAUGCAUAAGAGUGCGUUUCUAAUGUGGUAAAUACCUACUACACUACCAUAAACAACAAACACAAUAGCAGUGUUUCUAGUGUUUCAAGUGUACACGGGCAGCGUUAAUAAUAAUAAUUACACUAGCAAAAAAAUAUAUUGCAAAAACGCAUAUAUAUAUCUUACAUUAUAGGUACACAUAAAGACAAAUUAAGGAAUCCAUUGACUAUGUUCGAAAUAGAGAAACUAUAGAUCUGUCUACCUACAUUGUUAAAUUAUGAUACAACAUAAAGUGAACAGCAUAAUAGGCCUGCUAUUCUUAAUACAAUGAAAUAAAAUAUGUAAUUAAAUUUAAAAAAUCUGCUUCAGUGUAAACGCACCCUUAUCAUUAUUAUGAUUUUUAGAAUAUUGACAAUUAUUAUAAUUUUAGAAUUGAUUAUUAUUAAGUAAUUGAAAAUGUAUUUUGUCAUUUUACUAUUAUUUACUUAAAAAUGUACUGCCAGAACGAUUUCAAAAUAAAUUGUACAAAAAACGUUACCUGAAAUUUUUGUACAUAAACAAUGGA